This is a messenger RNA of Acomys russatus (golden spiny mouse), 3581 nucleotides long. RefSeq names its product ADAMTS like 4 (gene Adamtsl4). The coding region runs from base 342 to 3440 and encodes 1032 amino acids. The transcript is spliced from 18 exons. Gene Ontology annotation, molecular function: metalloendopeptidase activity. Gene Ontology annotation, cellular component: extracellular matrix. Gene Ontology annotation, biological process: extracellular matrix organization. The record is from RefSeq and is a predicted model, not a curated record. Lineage: Eukaryota; Metazoa; Chordata; Mammalia; Rodentia; Muridae.
UCAAGGCUAGACUUCAGGGUGGACUUCCCUGGUACACCUGAAGGGACAGACCAGGAAGCAUGGGCCGCUGUGGCUGCAUCUCUCCUUCUUAGGUGCCUCAGCCAUUUUGGCUGAAUGUUGGAAGAAAAAAGCAAAGAGAAGAAAGCUAGCUGUUGUGUGCGAACUAAGUCUCCAUGAGCCAGUGCCUCGUGGAUGCUGGCACCCGUAUUUCAGUCCCCUGGAUAUCUGAGGGGGUAACCACCAUGCCGCCUCCUCCUCCUCAGAGCACCCUCCGGGCCCAGAUGCCAGAGUAGCCACCCUGCGCCCUGCUCCCCAGCCCGGGGCUAGUCAGGGGAAGAGCAAUGGAGACCUGGCUGGGCAGGCUCUGGCUAUGUGUAAUGCUGCUUCUGCCUCUCCCUCAGCUCUGCCAGGAUCAGGAGCUGUUUGGACCUUCUCUUCAGACACCAUCAGAGGAGGGCCAGGCCCCUGAGGGCCUCUGGGGACCUUGGGACCCGUGGGCCUCCUGCUCCCAGCCCUGUGGGGUAGGGGUGCAGCGUAGGAGCCGAACAUGUGAACUGCACCCCGGCCUGUCCCUUCCUCCCCGACCCCCAAGACAUCCAGAAGUCCUCCGGCCCCGGGGCCAGGGCUCCGGACCCCAGACUCCCCGGGAUCCACAGUCCCUGUAUAAGCCACGGCCUCGGCCUCGGCCUCGGGGAAGGGGUAGCCCUAUUCUAGUUCCUGCUGCUCAGCUGGGGAGACAAGAGACUCAAGGGGCCCAGAGGUCCCGGGUUCGAGACCCCAUCAAGCCAGGGAUGUUUGGUUAUGGGAGAGUGCCUUUUGCCUUGCCUCUGCACCGGAGCCGCAGGCAUCCCCGCAGACCUGGGCAAGCCAAGAACUCUUCCACAGGGCAAGAGGCUCUUCCAUCCCAGCCUCCAGGCACAGAACUGACCUCUGAAAACCACAGUCCCCAAAUGCAGGCUCCUGAACUGCACACCCAGCUCCACUUCCACUCCGCUGAAACUCCAAGGCCUGGAGCAGAGGUGCCCCACAGAACCAGCUCUGCUCCCUCCGACACGGGGACCCUUCUGCCCACCUCCUCCUCCUCCUCUGGAGACAGGAGGUCCCCUGGGCCACGAAUGCCAACUUCCCGGGGAAGCUGGCACAGUCCCCAGGGAGCAGAACGACACCCUCAUCCUUUCCCUCCUGUCCCUCGGAGUCAGGGCCAUCAGAGCAGCGGCCACCAGAGACAUCCAGAGAGUCUUCACAGGUCCCCGGACGUCUGGCUGCCUCUGAUGAGAGACCCCAGGCCCCUCUGGAGCCUCUAUGCUCCCGGUAGCCCUGCUGCAAUAUGUUCGGGAGAAAGUGAGCAGAUGAGAGCCUGCAGCCAAGAGCCUUGCCCCCCUGGGCAGCCAGACCCCAGGGCCCUGCAGUGCGCCGCCUUUGACUCCCAGGAAUUCAUGGGCCAGCUGUACCAGUGGGAACCCUUCACUGAAGUUCAGGGCUCCCAGCGCUGUGAGCUGAACUGCCGCCCCCGCGGCUUCCGGUUCUAUGUCCGCCACACGGAAAAGGUGCAGGAUGGGACCCUGUGUCAGCCUGGAGCCUUAGACAUCUGUGUGGCUGGACGCUGCCUGAGCCCCGGCUGUGACGGGAUCCUUGGCUCUGGCAGGCGUCCGGAUGGCUGUGGAGUCUGUGGAGGUGACGGUUCCACCUGUCGUCUCGUCUCGGGAAACCUCACUGAUAGAGGGGGCCCCUUGGGUUACCAGAAGAUCCUGUGGAUCCCUGCAGGAGCCACCCAGCUCCAGAUCUCCCAGCUCCGACCCAGUUCCAAUUACCUGGCACUCCGAGGGCCUGGGGGUCGCUCCAUUACCAACGGCAACUGGGCUGUGGAUCCUCCAGGGUCCUAUCCGGCCGUCGGGACUGUCUUCCAUUAUAAGCGUCCUCCUCGGGAGGACGGCAAGGGGGAGAGUCUGUCUGCUGACGGUCCUACCACCCAGCCUGUGGAUGUCUAUAUGAUCUUUCAGGAGGACAACCCAGGUGUUUUUUAUCACUAUGUCAUCUCUUCCCCACCCGAGGUCCUUCAGAGUCCUUCCACAAACCCUCAGCUUCAGCCUGAGGUGCUGACUGGGGAGCCCCUACUUGCGUCAGCCCCGCGUCCUGUUCGGGCACCCGGCACCCUCCAGCGUCAGGUGCGGAUUCCCCAAGUGCGUGCUCCGACUCACGUGAGGACGGUCGCCGGGUCUGCGGCCGGGUACUGGAAGCAGGCGGGGCACUCCAAGUGUUCGGCAUCCUGCGGCAGAGGUUUUUGGCGCCCCAUUUUCCUCUGCAUUUCCCGUGAGUCAGGAGAGGAGUUGGAUGAACAGAGCUGUGCCAUGGGUGCCAGACCCCCAACUUCCCCUGAACCCUGCCAUGGGCCCCCGUGCCCCCCACACUGGGAGGCUGGCGAGUGGACAUCCUGUAGCCGAUCCUGUGGCCCCGGCACCCAGCACCGUCAGCUGCUCUGCAGACAGGAAUUUGGAGGCGGUGGCUCCUCAGUACCUCCAGAGCGUUGUGGACACCUCCCCAGACCAAACAUCACCCAGCCUUGCCAGCUGCACCUCUGUGGCCGCUGGGAGGUUAGCUCCCCCUGGAGCCAGUGCUCUGUGCGCUGUGGUCGUGGUCAGAGGAGCCGGCAGGUUCGGUGUGUUGGAAACAAUGGCGAUGAAGUGAGCAAGCAGGAGUGUGCUUCGGGGCCCCCGCCGCCCCCCAGCAGAGAGGCCUGUGACAUGGGUCCCUGUACCACAGCCUGGUUCUACAGCGACUGGAGUUCCAAGUGCUCUGCGGAGUGUGGGACAGGAAUCCAGCGACGCUCAGUGGUCUGCCUCUGGAGCGGGGAGACCCUCCAGGGAGAGCAGGAGGCCGCGCAGGGCUGCCCGCUCAGAAGCCGCCCUCCUGACAUGCGUGCCUGCAGCUUCGGGCCCUGCGAGAGGACGUGGCGCUGGUACACGGGGCCCUGGAGUGAGUGUUCCUCGGAGUGCGGCUCUGGCACGCAACACAGGGACAUUAUCUGUGUGUCCAAACUGGGGGCUGAGUUCAACGUGACUUCCCCCAGCAACUGUUCCCACCUCCCCAGGCCCCCUGCCCUGCAGCCGUGCCAAGGCCAGGCCUGUGAGGACCGAUGGUUUUCUACUGUGUGGAGCCCGUGCUCUCGCUCCUGCCAGGGAGGCACACAGACGCGGGAAGUCCAGUGCCUGAGUUCCAACCAGACGCUCGGCGCCCGGUGCCCCCCUCACCUGCGGCCCUCCAGGAAGAGGCCGUGUAACAGCCAACCCUGCAACCAGCGCCCCGAUGACCAAUGCAAGGACGGCUCGCCACACUGCCCCCUGGUGGUUCAGGCCCGGCUCUGCGUCUACCCCUACUACACGGCUACCUGCUGCCGCUCCUGUGCCCACGUCCUGGAGCGGGCCCAGCCGGAGCCUGCGUGAACUGGGUCCAAGGGGCCUCUCUUCACGGUCUUCUUGUGCCGCCACUGGUCACCUGUUGACGAGCCCACUCUGUAGCCCUGGAUUUUCACGUGGUCUCAGUCCCACCAUUGAGGUGUCUUCCGGGUGAGUGAGAGAGCAAGG